This is a messenger RNA of Fusarium sp. VM40, 1794 nucleotides long. The record is from the annotation of a GenBank genome assembly. Lineage: Eukaryota; Fungi; Ascomycota; Sordariomycetes; Hypocreales; Nectriaceae.
AUGUCUCGGACGGCCUUCAACACUGAUAUCGAGCACGACAGCGCCGCACUUAUGCCUCAGAACGGAGAAAGGAAGGCCAAUGAUGGUCGCAAGAGGGUGCUGAUCGUGGGCGCUGGUGCAGCUGGCAUGUCCACAGCACACCACUUGUCUGAGCAUCCUGAUAAGUUCGACGUGACUAUCAUAGACGCAGUUGAUUACUGCGGCGGACAAGCAUUUUCCAUCCCCAUUGACAAAAAGCGCCAUGGAGCCUCGUGGUGCAACCAAGGAGUCCAGGGUGGUUCAUACAUCUUCCACCACACCGUCACCAUGUUCUCGAGACAGGGAUACCACGCAGAUCCUUGCAACCUGCAUGUUUCCUUUGGCAAGGAUGAAAUCUUCUGGAACAAUGUCUUCCCUACCAAACUGCUGGUGCGACAUGAAAAGGAAGUCCGUCGUUUGACGACUCUUCUCAAGUUUAUGCGCUGGUUCGAAAUCUUCUUCGCACUGCUCCCGUUGAAGCUCGUCUUCAAAAUGUUCUUCUUUUCGGAAGAGUUUACAAACACUAUUGCGCUGCCAAUGACCGCUUUGUUCCUGGGAACUGGCAAUGCUACACCGGAAGUCCCCGCCAUCAUGUUCGAGAGGUUGUGUACCUCGCCAACCUACGGCAUGUGGUAUCCAUCUGACAAGAACACUGUCAUCAGUAACCAGCCGCCUAUGAUUGUGUUUCCCAAAUUCUCAGACUUCUACGACACAUGGCGGAAGGAUCUCAUUUCACGCGGUGUCACCGUCCGCCUGUCUACAGAGUUGACCGAGAUUGUGCAGAGAAACAACAAAGGCGUCAUUGUGAAGCUUAAGCCCCGAACGCCAAUGCCAGACCAUCACAACCCUGCCGGUGGAGAUCCAGAUGCGCCCGUUGGAGAGGAGACGUACGAUGAGCUCGUGCUUUGCUGUCUUGCUGAUACAGCCAAGCGAGUCCUCGGCAAGACCGCAAGCUGGAAAGAGAAAAAGGUCUUGGGCUCUGCAAAAUUCAGCGACGACAUUACCAUCACCCACAACGACGCGGACUACAUGAGGAAGCACUAUGAGAAUUUCUACCGCGAAGAUCUGGCUGUCGCCAAUGUCAACGGCACCGACCAAUCCUCUCGUCUGAAUUAUGCAAAGACCGAGUACCGCCCCAUGUACUACAUCAAGAUGUACCCCGAGGACAAGUCCAAGCUCGAAAUGUGCUUUGACUGUACCAACUACCAGAGCCAGUUCCCCGAAAAGGUGCCGUUUGAUCAACACAUCUUCCAGACUAUUUACCUCAACAAGGACCGCGACAGCAAGCUCUGGACUGACCAUGAGAUUGCCGAGGAGAAGAUCAUCCGCAAGGACUGGUGGCAUCAGUUGUGCCAUGGUUACACGCAUUACCUGUUCGUUGUCCCCUGGCUAAUGUUUCUCAACGCAAAGAACCACACUCGCUUUGCAGCUUCGUGGACCCUCGUCAACGCGCAUGAAGUUGCUGUCAUGUCCGGCAUUGCCGCAGCUGUGGAUCUGGGUGCGUCAUACCCCGAGGACCUGGAGAAUGAUAAAUUCGCGUUCUUGUGCUUCAGGUUGUAUUACCUUCUCACCUAUGGAAAGUGGUACAGAAGACACUUCACGUCCAAGAAGUAUCUGAAAUCCAACCCUACAGAAAGUCAGGCUGCCGCUGAUGGUAAAGGUUGGGCUACAGGACUUUAUGGAAGUGUGUAUGAGGGGCCUGGUGUUUCUGAGACCGAGAGGAGUAUUUGGAGAGAAGAAAUGAAGCAGGGAUCUAGCACUGGUAAUUUAUCUUAG